Messenger RNA from Choloepus didactylus (southern two-toed sloth), 1170 nucleotides. RefSeq names its product chromosome 1 C21orf62 homolog (gene EPCIP). The coding region runs from base 125 to 1006 and encodes 293 amino acids. The record is from RefSeq and is a predicted model, not a curated record. The transcript has 2 exons. Lineage: Eukaryota; Metazoa; Chordata; Mammalia; Pilosa; Megalonychidae.
CUUAGUUCCUUCUGAAAAGUUUCUAGUUUAGAACCCUGAAAGAGAGGCCAGGAGUCACUCGACAGGUUCUCUCCUGCUGCGUGCUUAAUGAAACCGAUAGGCAGGCCGCUUCCUCCUGGUUGCCAUGGAAAUGGCCAGGGCUGCUGUCCCUCCGCAAACAGAAAAGAACAGCAAGGGCAAGACGGAGCAUUCCAGCCCGCCUUGCAGAUUAAACCGGCUGUCCAGCCCGUGUGAAGGAUCAGUGGUCGGGCAAAGGUCUGUGGAGCCGAGGGGUGAGUCUUGCGUUGGAACCCCAAGAUGUGAGUCCCACAGGGGAGACACGAACAUGCCAAGCCACGCUGAGAAAGGAAUGGCUCUACCUUCCAGACAUUGCCUCCUUCUGAUCAGCACCCUGGGCAUCUUUGCCCUUGACAGCUUUACUCAAGGUCAGAACAGCACUCUAAUUUUCACCAAGGAAAACACCAUUCGAAACUGCAGCUGCUCUGCAGACAUCCUGGACUGUGACUACAGUUUGGCCAACCUUCUGUGCAGCUGUAAAACCAUCCUGCCCUCUGCACUCGAGCGAACCAGCUACAGCAGUCACCUGACCAUCUGGUUCACCGACGUGUCUGCCCUGGGCCUCCUGCUGAACUUCACGCUGGUCCAGGACCUGAAGCUUUCUCUGUGCAGUACGAACACUCUCCCCACCGAAUAUCUGGCUAUUUGGGGUCUGAAGAGGCUUCGUAUCAGCACUGAAGCCAAGCUUCUGUUUCCAGAGCAGAGCUUACUCAUCCAUGACAGUGGGGAGACCGAAUCCAACGAGAAGCCCCUGUCAUUGCAGGAAGACUGGCAAACAUGUAUGUAUAUCUCAUUGUUAGAUAUGGCACUUUUCAACAGGGAAUCGUCCUUAAAAUCAUACAGUAUUGAAAACGUCGCCAGCGUCACCAACAACUUCCCCUACUUUUCUUACUUUAAGACCUUCCCGAUUCCAAGCAACAAAAGCUACAUUGUCACAUUCAUUUACUAACAUGGCGACUGUGUACAACCUCUGGGAGCUUGGAAAACUAUGAAUAAUUUGAGCAAGGAAUCUGGGAACAAGGUCAUGAGACAGGCCUCUCUACCCACAACCAUGCCACCCUCCCCCCACCUCUCCCAUUCACAAGAGAGAUACAGAAACAAAAUGACCAGCCC